GGGGCAAUUGUGGAGCGUACACUUGAUUACUGCUAGAGAUAAUAAGAUCAGCGUCUUAUUAUACUGAUAUUGAAUUUUGAGUUCCGUCUGUUCCAUUUAGGACUGGUCAUUUUUUUUCAAUUACCGAUAGUGUGGAGUCUUAACUAACCGAGACCGAAAUCAGUCAAUUGAAUCUCCGACACCGAAUAAAUCAGUCAAUUGAAUCUCGACACCAAAGAACUUCAUUAAAUCAAUCGUAUACGGUUAAGUCCAUUUCACGUAUCGUCCGCCUAUAGUACUAUCCACCUCCAUUUCAAAUUACUCCAUGGUUCCUCUAAGGACCCUCCAAAAUGGAAGCUCCAUCCCCACCAUUGCCCUAGGAUGCUAUAACCUCCCAGCAGCUACCACUGGAGAGCUCGUCUUUCAGGCUUGCCACGCCGGUUACCGCCACUUCGAUACCGCCGUGUUGUACCACAACGAAUCAGAAGUGGGCCAAGGUAUCUCCAGGUGGCUCGCAGAGGGAAACCACCGUAAAGACAUAUUCUACACCUCCAAGUUGUGGAACAGCCAGUGCGGGUAUAAACAGGCCACAGCCGCCAUCGACGACUGCUUGGCCAAAGUUGCCACCUUGGAGUACAUUGAUCUUCUCUUAAUCCACUCACCGCUCUGUGGUCCCACCAAACGAUUGGAAACCUGGAAAGCCAUGGAAGAUGCAGUGAUUGCCGGGAAGGUCAAAAGCAUCGGUGUGUCGAACUAUGGCAUUGGACAUCUCGAACAGUUGGUGAACUGGAACCAGUUGCGGAUAUAUCCUCAGGUCAACCAGAUAGAAAUUAGUCCAUGGCUCAUGCGGACUGAAAUCGCCGAUUGGUGCCAGGCCCAUGACAUCGUGGUGGAGGCAUACGCUCCGUUGACACAUGGGUACAAGUUGACGAGUCCUCCCCAGGAGGUUAAAUCGGUGAUGGACAAAUAUGGCGUUGGUGCAGCACAGGUGUUGAUUCGGUGGUCGCUCCAAAAAGGGCAUCUUCCAUUGCCUAAAACGGGUCGCAUAGAGAGGUUAGCUGGUAAUUUGGAUGUUUUUGGAUUUGAGUUGACGGCAGCGGAGAUGAAGCAGUUGGACCACCCGGAAGCGUAUGAACCCACUGACUGGGAGUGUACCGACGCCCCGUGAGUGUGGGGGGUGUCUGAGAUGUUGAUUGUUUCUAAGGGUUUGUUUCCGACUCUUAUUUGUUUGCGUUUAGUGUACUGGUAGAAUUAUACGAGUAGACUUAUCUGAGUAGCUGGACAAGUAGACUUAUCUGAGUAGCUGGACGAGUAGACUUAUCUGAGUAGAUGGACAAGAUCGACCUAUCGACUUGACGGAUAUCCAGCAGAGGUCAAGUGACUAAUUCUUUGGUAUACUAGUAAACGACCGAGAAAUGCAC
Molecule: messenger RNA, 1400 nt
Organism: Yamadazyma tenuis ATCC 10573
Lineage: Eukaryota; Fungi; Ascomycota; Pichiomycetes; Serinales; Debaryomycetaceae
Source: RefSeq, a predicted model, not a curated record